Messenger RNA from Sphaeroforma arctica JP610, 927 nucleotides. RefSeq lists its product as hypothetical. The coding region runs from base 88 to 927 and encodes 279 amino acids. Gene Ontology annotation, molecular function: protein binding; serine-type endopeptidase inhibitor activity. The transcript has a single exon. The record is from RefSeq and is a predicted model, not a curated record. NCBI's taxonomy places the organism in Eukaryota, Ichthyosporea, Ichthyophonida.
GAGAUUUUUUGUAAGGCGGAUACCGAGAAUCAUGCGUAUCACGCAUUAGUUGGAAAGCUGAUUAGAAUAAAUGACGAAACCAAAACAAUGCUAGUCCGGGUACUAAGGGCGUACAAGGGAGCCAAACGAGGGGAUAGGUUGACGAUCCGUUACGGUACACCCGAUAGACCUCCCACUUCGUGCGACAUUAAUAUGUCGGUCGAUAAUGUGGGCAAGAAAUUCUUGAUGACUGGUACCACUCGCUUGACAGGCGAGGAUGCAGGAGAUAUUUCCUUGGAUGGAUGUGAUAUACUAAGAUCAUGGGAUUCACUGGAAAGAGCAGAAAAGGCCGAGUGGCAGCGUUUCAAGAGAAACUCAGACGAUUACUGCCAAGAGCCUGAGGAUCCUUGUUCGGUACUAAAUGCCUGUCCCCAGGAUGCUGGUUGCCAAGCCGUCAACGGUAUUGCAGAGUGCAUAUUUGAUGAACCUUUCAUUCACCCGGAGCCCGAGCCCCCCAUUGUGGAAGAUACAGGACUGGUUACCACUUGUGCCACGGACGGCUGUGGCGAAAAUACUGAUCUAGUGUGCGUCGAUGAUCAAUGUGUGAAACUCGUAGCAGAAGAACUAGAACCAUUUAUUAUCGAAUUGCCGGAACCAAUUCCGUUUACUUGUGCGAAGUAUGGCUGCGGCGAAGACACCGGUUUAGUGUGCGUGGAUGAUGAGUGUGUGGAGCCCACAGACGAUCCCGUUCUCAUUGUAUUGCCCGAACCAAUUCCCUUCACCUGCGCCAAGUAUGGCUGUGGUGAGGAUACUGGGUUGGUAUGCAUAGAUGAUCAGUGCGUGAAACCUCCAGCUGAGGUAGAAUGUGGCUUUGUAUGUCAGAUCUAUUGCCCGAAUGGGAAUGUUAUGGAUGCGAAUGGGUGCCCGACAUGCGCGUGCAACCCGUAA